Molecule: messenger RNA, 1722 nt
Organism: Ascoidea rubescens DSM 1968
Lineage: Eukaryota; Fungi; Ascomycota; Saccharomycetes; Ascoideales; Ascoideaceae
Gene: URB2
Product: ribosome biogenesis protein URB2
Exons: 1
Coding region: 1-1722 (573 amino acids)
Biological process (GO): ribosome biogenesis
Cellular component (GO): nucleolus
Source: RefSeq, a predicted model, not a curated record
AUGAACAAGAAUUUAAACAGUUACAAAGUAUUGAAUGAACAAACUGUUUUAAAUAAUGAAAUAGUGGAAAGUGUCUGGAAUAAUUACUUAGACCAAUUUGAAGAUUCUCGAAAAUUAAUGAAAAAGUUAACUAAAGAAUUAAACAAGGCCUACUCAAAAUGUGGAAACAAGUUUAGAGCAGAGUUAUUUGUUGGAUCUGUUAUUUUAAAAAGUAAAAAUGAGAAAGCUUUUCAAAAGAUUAAAGGAUUUGAUAAUUUAGAAGAAAAUUUAUUCAAUUUCUGUUAUAGCUCAUUCUCUUUGACUGCAAAAUCCGGUAUUAAAACAAUACUUGAUUUAAAAAAUUUGAUUUGGACAUCAAGAUGUCUUUUUGAAUUAAAGUGGAAGUUUGUUUCAAAAGAAUCAAAAAAGGAACUUUUGAGAUUUAUUUCAACAUUAAACAUAAAUGCGUUAGACGCGAAUGGGUUUAACGAAACACAAGUGUUUGAUUUAAAAAUUAAUUUGUUUUUAUUAUAUUGCAAAAUUUUUAGUGAUGAUUUUGAUGAUAAUGAGCUGAGAAAUGGAUUGUACAUUUUAAGCAUGUAUUCUGUUUUAAAAGAAGGCUUGGAAAACAAUAAAGGUGGAAAUAGUUUUGAAAGUUUGAGCAAGAGACUAUUAUUGUUGGAUUCUGGAUUGGAUGAAUAUAUCAAUGUUCAAGUGACUUUUUUAAAUUGUGUUAAAUUAAUUAUUCUUGUAAAUAAGUCAAUUAAGGAAUUUCAAGUGAAAGAAGAUGAAAAAGCGGAAAACGAUACAGAUAGUGAAAGCAGUUUUAAAUUUUUGGGAUAUCAAUAUGAUAUACUAAUAAAGCUAUAUAAAAGGGUUUCAAAAUAUAGAAAAGAAACUCACAAUGAAAAUUUCAAUUAUAGCAAAUUGGCAAUUCAGAGUUUUUCUUCCAUUUUAGAAAAUGAAAGAAACAUAAUUUUCAAGAGUGCAAAGGUGAUGAGAGACAAAAAUGAUUUGGUUGAUCCAUUUUCAAAUAUAAAGCAGGAAGUAAUAUUAAAGAUUUUGAAAACUAUUAGAAUGUCAUUGACUGAAAACGGAUGGAUGAUUAGUCAAUAUUUAUUUGAAAUGGUGAUAAUUUUACUAAGCAAUUUAGCCAACAAGUUGAUAUUAAUUGAGUCUGAUAGCGAGUUGAAUGAAGAAAUUUAUCUUGGGAUUACAGGAAAUUUAUCGAUUAUUUUGAACAAUCACCGAUUCAGAUUAAAUGAUAGAAAUCAUUUGAUUAUAAAAGUUUUUGAAUCAUUAUUGGAAUGUUUUUCAAAUGAGUCGAAUAACAGGGUUGUUUCGAGUUCUGAUAAUUGUGUGGAGUCGUUCAAUAGAUUGUUGUCUAAUUUAUGUGAGCCAUCAAAUGAAAACCGUAAACCUGAGGGUAGAAGUAAGAAUAAGAAUGAGAAUAAGAAAGAAAAUGAGUCAAUUCAAUUGAGUUCGGCGUCUAAUUUGAUUAAGGGAUCUCUUAGAAAGUAUUUGGUUUCGUUUUUAGUUAAUUUUAUUUAUAUUAGUUUGAAUUACCAAUUUCGAAAAAACGAGCAUAAAAACAAGAUAAAUGAAGGAAUGUAUGUUGUAUUUGAUGCAUUAACUCAAGAUGAAUUGAUUAUGGUUAAUUCUUUGUUGGAUAAUACAGGGCGGAUUUAUUAUAAAAAGAUUUAUGGUGAUUAUAAGAAGUUUGGAAAAUGGAUAAGUUAUUAG